CUUCUUUUUUUUUCUUCUUGAUUGUUUUGAUAUCAUCUCUAUACUCAAACAAUGCACAGAUUAUUGAUGUUUUUAUUGUUUCUACUUGUCAUCAUGGCAACUACUUUAUCCGCAGCGACUCUUCCACCUAAUCGGUCGCUUCAUGAAAUGUGUAGUCAAAAUCUAGUAUGUGCAGAUUCAUUAUAUUGUCGUCGAUACAAUGGUGCUGAAUACGGAACCUGUGAAAUCCCGACUUGAAAUAAGGGAAAAAAUUUUUUUUUUAUAUCUUUUUGUUAUAUAUAUAUAUAUCCAUUACAGUUUAUUCGGUCAUCAUCAUCAUGUCUGAUUAUCCUAUCCAUAUGGACUUUUCCAAACAUUAUCAUGAUGAACCUCCGACUUUUUUUUUUCUUUUGAAGAUUUUAAAAAAAAAUAAAGACCCAAAAAAAGUAAAA
This is a messenger RNA of Halteromyces radiatus, 431 nucleotides long. RefSeq lists its product as uncharacterized. The transcript has 2 exons. Lineage: Eukaryota; Fungi; Mucoromycota; Mucoromycetes; Mucorales; Cunninghamellaceae. The record is from RefSeq and is a predicted model, not a curated record. The coding region runs from base 52 to 237 and encodes 61 amino acids.